CAAAUUGACAAAUCUACCAAUUAAGAAUUUUCUUCAAAAAGUUGCCUUUUCCAAUUUUCUCUGCCAAGUAGGAUAACCCUGUAUACUUCACCCCCACCCACAAUUUUUUUUCUUAAUUUAAUACACUCCAUUUCCUCAUCUUUGAUUUUCAAAUUAAACCUUAUAUAUAUAUAUAUAUAUAUAUAAGCACAUCACAUAUUAACUUCCCCGGUCCAUAUUAUUAUGAACCAUGGGUAUUUUCAUUUUCAAAAAACAUGAAUCCCCUCCUCUUCGUUGUUAUAUUUUUUCUGUAUAUCUCCUCUUCAUAUGUUCGGUAAUUUCGAAAACAGUAGCACAGCCACAGCCUACUGGAAGUGAAUUUCAAUAUGCAAAGCUUAGUCCCCCUUUAGCAAUUAUCAUAAUUGUGUUAAUUGCUGCGCUUUUUUUCAUGGCUGCCUUUUCUAUUUACAUACGGCACUGUACUCAGUCAUCUGCUAUGAGUGGCAGUGUCCGGCGAGCACUGUCGAUGCGCCGCCGUGCUGCGGCCGCGCGUGGGCUUGAAGCGGCUGUUAUUGAGAGUUUUCCGGUGUUUACUUACGCUGAAGUGAAGGAUCAUCAGAUUGGUAAAGGUGCUUUGGAGUGUGCUGUUUGCUUGAAUGAGUUUGAAGAUGAUGAAACGCUGCGUUUGAUUCCAAAGUGUGAUCACGUUUUUCAUCCUGAGUGUAUUGAUGCUUGGUUGCAGUCGCAUGAUACUUGCCCGGUUUGCCGCGCUAAUCUUAAACCUCAACCCGGUGAACCGCCGGUUCAAGUUCCUCAGUUGAACCAACAGGAACCGGGGACUGAACAGCAACAGCAAAACGACGAUGUAUCGAUACGCAUAGUGAGUGAAGAAGAUCAACAGGAACAACAACAAGAAGAAGGUUCUGUUUCUUCUGUUAGAUCGACGGUGAAGCGGAAUUUGAGCUUCGGUAUGCUGAACCGGGUUAGCAAGCAGGACGAAGGCGGUUCAGUUAAACCGGGAGUAAAGAGGAACUCGAGUUUCAACGUGCUGAUUCGUCCACCAAGGUCAAUUUCCAUGAAGCCAAGGAUAUUCAGCAAGUUCAGAUCACACUCGACCGGUCAUUCACUAGUACUACCAGGUGAGAAUUUGGACCGGUAUACACUCCGAUUACCCGAGGAUGUUCGGAAAGAGGUAAUGAACCGGGCUCUAUUGAAUCGGACUAAAAGCUUUGGAGGACCCUUACCAAGAGACACAAGCUCUAAAAAAGGGUACCGAACCGGUACCGGAGAUGGAAGCAGUAGGGCUAAUAGAUCCAACAAAAGGAUCGAAUGGUCUGAACCGGAAACAAAAUCGGACCGGUGGGUUUUCUCAAUUGCACCACCGUUCUUUUCAAGAGGGUCAUCAAUGAAAUCACCGAGAGUUGGAGCUGAAGCCGGCGAGGGUUCCACCUCGGGAAGUGUGAAAACCGUCGUUAAAUUGCCGUCGUUUAAAUGCUUGGAACCAAAAGGCGAUGAAGCCUCUUUGAUAUCAGCUGACUCGGCUAAAUCGCCGGUUUAGUAAAUUUGCAGACCGGUACGAAGUAAACCGGAAUGAUUUGGAGUCGGCAGACUUUUCGUGGGCUAUAGAGAAAGGGGGCCCCCCACCUUGAAAUUUAAGGAGCCGUAAGUUGACUCUAAAUUUUUAUUUAUUUUUACUGGUCUUAUUAGAAAUUAGAAAAAAACAUUUUUGUUUUAAUUUUUUUGUUUUAUAAAUAAAAACAUCUACUUUUUUUUUUUUUUUUGUUUAAAGAUUUUGUACAUAUAAAUAGUUGAUGAUGUAAGCAGAAAGUCACUAGUAAUUUUUUUUUUCUUAUUGGAUAAUGUCUUAUAGUGAUGUAAGUAUGUGUAUUUCUUUUCUUGGUAUCAUUGUCUAAUCGCUUGAUGACAAUUUUGUUUUAGUAAAACAGAAAUCAAAAGGAAAAAGUAGACUAAAUUGCGUUCCUUUUUCUU
Capsicum annuum is the source of this 1968-nucleotide messenger RNA. Its product is annotated as E3 ubiquitin-protein ligase ATL6-like. The record is from RefSeq and is a predicted model, not a curated record. The coding region runs from base 230 to 1537 and encodes 435 amino acids. NCBI's taxonomy places the organism in Eukaryota, Viridiplantae, Streptophyta, Magnoliopsida, Solanales, Solanaceae. The transcript has a single exon.